This is a messenger RNA of Meloidogyne enterolobii, 397 nucleotides long. The record is from the annotation of a GenBank genome assembly. NCBI's taxonomy places the organism in Eukaryota, Metazoa, Nematoda, Chromadorea, Rhabditida, Meloidogynidae.
UGGUUCAAAUAGUCAUGGCAUUUCAUACGGUCAUCCUGACUUCCAUGCUCCUCAAACGAAUCACGGAAUUGAUCAAGCUUUUGGUGGCGGAUGGGAUCAUAACGGUCAAUUCGGCCAGAUGAGCGGUGGAAUGUCUCAUCCAGGAUUGACUGGCGAAAGUUUACAUCCAGGAUAUGGAUUUUACAACAACGGGGAACAACAUUGGAAUGAUCAAUUUGGAGGAAUGUACACUUACGGAGGUGCAGACAAAACAUUUCGAAGAAGUUCAUCUAUGCCUGUGAACAACAUAAAUGGAGGAUAUUAUACUGGAGGACAAUCAUCUAAUCCAUGGUCAAACUAUGAAACAGAUACCAGUUCUGGUAGGUUAAAAUUUAAUUUUUUGUUUCGAAUCGGCUAG